Messenger RNA from Acomys russatus (golden spiny mouse), 2112 nucleotides. RefSeq names its product DEAD-box helicase 59 (gene Ddx59). NCBI's taxonomy places the organism in Eukaryota, Metazoa, Chordata, Mammalia, Rodentia, Muridae. The transcript is spliced from 9 exons. The record is from RefSeq and is a predicted model, not a curated record. Gene Ontology annotation, molecular function: ATP binding; nucleic acid binding; RNA helicase activity. The coding region runs from base 100 to 1932 and encodes 610 amino acids.
CCCGGCCGGGGCUAGUCGGCCGGAAGCUCGGCCCAGCGCCUGGAAGGGAGCGGCCCGAGCGGGAACGGACGCGGCCCGGUCCGCGCGGAAUAUUGAAGAAUGUUUGUUCCAAGAUCUUUAAAAAUCAAGAGGAGUUCUAAUGAUGACCUCAAAAGCUGCGUAGCUAAGAAAAGUAAGCCAGAAGCGGAAAGCCUCCAGGGGGAAGGAGAUGGAGACACUCCAGACCAUCCUGCAGUUAGGAAAGACAGACCGAGCAGUGCGUCAAGCCCCUUACCCAGUCCUUCUAGCCAGUUGCCCGAGGUAGGACCCGAACAGGGUGUGAAGGACAGCCACCCUUCUGAAGAGCCUAUAAAGUCAUUCUCCAAAACCCAGCGGUGGCCAGAGCCUGGGGAGCCUGUGUGUGUCAUCUGUGGUCGUUAUGGAGAGUAUAUCUGUGACAAGACAGAUGAAGACGUGUGUAGCUUGGAGUGCAAAGCAAAACAUCUGCUGCAAGUUAAGGAAGAUUCAUUAAAACCCAACAGCCCACGGGGAGCUGCUUCGGAGCCAGAGUCCCCACUGGAUGCCUUUUAUGUCUACAAAGAGCACCCCUUUAUUGUGACCCUCAGGGAGGACCAGAUUGAAACCCUUAAGCAGCAACUAGGAAUCUCAGUUCAAGGACAAGAAGUUGCCAGACCAAUUAUUGACUUUGAGCACUGUGGCUUUCCUGAGACCUUAAAUCAGAACUUGAAGAAAUCAGGCUACGAAGUGCCAACUCCCAUCCAGAUGCAAAUGGUUCCUGUGGGCCUUCUGGGAAGAGACAUUCUGGCCAGUGCAGACACUGGCUCAGGGAAAACAGCCGCUUUCCUCCUGCCUGUUAUCAUCCGAGCUCUGUGUGAGGACAAAACUCCGUCUGCGCUCAUUCUCACACCAACAAGAGAGUUAGCCAUUCAGAUAGAGAGGCAAGCCAAGGAAUUGAUGAGUGGCCUGCCACGCAUGAAGACAGUGCUUCUUGUGGGGGGCUUACCUUUACCCCCACAGCUCUAUCGGUUACGACAGCAUGUUAAGGUUAUCAUAGCAACUCCUGGGCGACUUCUGGACAUAACAAAACAGAGCUCCGUAUCACUCAGUGGCAUAAAAAUUGUGGUAGUGGAUGAAGCUGACACCAUGUUGAAGAUGGGCUUCCAACAGCAGGUGCUUGACGUUUUGGAAAACAUUCCUGGUGAUUGUCAGACCAUCCUGGCUUCUGCCACAAUUCCAGGCAGCAUAGAACAGCUCGCAGAACAGCUUUUGCAUAAUCCUGUGAGGAUUACUACCGGGAACAAGAACCUGCCCUGCUCCAGCGUGCGGCAGAUCAUCCUGUGGGUAGAAGACCCAGCCAAAAAGAAGAAGUUAUUUGAAAUCCUAAAUGAUCAGAAGCUCUUUAAACCUCCAGUGUUAGUGUUUGUGGAUUGCAAACUAGGCGCAGACCUGUUGAGCGAGGCGGUGCAGAAGAUCACAGGUCUAAACAGCACGUCCAUCCACUCCGAGAAGUCUCAAGUGGAAAGGAGGGACAUACUGAAGGGAUUACUGGAAGGAGACUAUGAGGUCGUGGUGAGCACAGGGGUCCUGGGCCGAGGCCUAGAUUUGGUCAACGUCAAGCUGGUUGUGAAUUUUGAUAUGCCCUCAAGUAUGGAUGAGUACGUUCAUCAGGUUGGCAGAGUGGGGAGACUCGGUCAAAAUGGAACUGCAAUUACUUUCAUCAAUAACAACUCUAAAAAGCUCUUCUGGGAUGUUGCCAAAAGAGUGAAGCCUACAGGAUCCAUUCUCCCUCCACAGCUGCUAAACUCUCCUUACCUUCAUGAGCAGAAGAGAAAGGAACAGCAGAAAGACAAACAGACGCAGAGCAACUUGGUCACGGGGGCCAACCUCAUGGACAUAAUUAAGAAACACGAAAGGAGCAAUUCACAAAAAUGACCUGGCUUGCCACUUCUGACAACACAGAAUUCCCUCCAUUAACAUGGGCAUGGUGCCUGAGGUGACAAGUCAUCCAAGGUGACUUUCCUGGCAGCUUGAAGUAAAUUGACUCCACACAGAUAGGACCCUUUGUCAUCUCCCAGCCAUGCUCACAGUGACCCCAGAGGCCCAAGGUCCACA